UAUUCAUGGCAUAUUUACGAUUUAGAAUCGCCUUUGGUAUUAUUGCCAUUUUAUUUACUGUAAGAACAGACGCACUGACUGAAGAAGAAUUAUGGAGUUAUGACAGAACGGCCUAUAACGGUCCAGAUAAUUGGAAAUUAAUGUUUCCAUCUUGUGAAGGUGAUAACCAAUCGCCCAUCAACAUCGACAUUGAACAAACCCGCAUGAGUUCAGAACUUGGACCGUUAGUUUUUCACAAUUUUGAGAAACCGUUUGUGAACUCCGUUCUAUGUAAUAGCGAAUACACAGCAAACUUACUUCUAGAUAGACCAGAUCCGGUGGAAGUGGAAGGUGGAAACCUGGAGGGGACGUUCCAGUUUCAUAAACUGCUUUUUCACUGGGACAGUACGACUUCAAACGAAGGAUCAGAACAUGCCAUUAACUUGCUUCAUUAUCCUCUGGAGAUGCAGUUGGUGGCAUUUAACACAAAGUACCAGAAUAUUACUGAAGCAUUAACCUAUGGCGACGGUAUAGUGGCGUUCGCAGUGUUGUUUAAGUUAAGAGAAUCUGCAAAAGACCCAGCCAGUCUGAAAAUAAUCGUUGAAAACUUCGAGAAUAUUAGCAUUCCUGGAAGUUCUGCCAAGCUCACCUCGCCAAUAUACUUUCAAGAUUUAAUACCGACGGACACCACACGGUAUUUUCGAUAUCGCGGAUCAUUAACCACGCCGCCAUGUAGUGAAGGAGUAAUAUGGACCAUUUUUGAAGAAACGGUACCAAUAAACUCAAAUCUACUUAUAAAGUUCAACACGCUCAAGGACUCUAAUGGAAAUCCAUUUCAACAAUGUCAUCGACCAGUGCAGCCCUUGAAGAACCGACCAGUUCUAAAAUCGCCCCGAAACUUGACGGUUCAAACAACAACGUUCGAAAACAAAGUGGAAGUUUAG
Messenger RNA from Limulus polyphemus (Atlantic horseshoe crab), 923 nucleotides. RefSeq names its product carbonic anhydrase 15-like. The record is from RefSeq and is a predicted model, not a curated record. The coding region runs from base 6 to 923 and encodes 305 amino acids. Gene Ontology annotation, cellular component: plasma membrane. NCBI's taxonomy places the organism in Eukaryota, Metazoa, Arthropoda, Merostomata, Xiphosura, Limulidae. The transcript has 7 exons. Gene Ontology annotation, molecular function: carbonate dehydratase activity; zinc ion binding.